AUGGUGUCUUCCUCUGAUUGGUUCUUUGUCUUGUUAGUCGCAUUUUUGCUACAAUGUCUCGUAGUCUCAGCUUCGGCCUUGACCUCCACAAAAUACAUCGAUCAAUUAUGUCAGAUGGAGAGUAUCAAGGACAGAGCCUUUUGUUUGCAAACGUUGAGGACUUAUCCUCCUGCGGUUUCUGCCACUGCCUUGUUUCCACUUGCGGAAGUCGUGCUCUUGGGCGUUGGCGUACCCUAUGCCAACUUGUUGAUGCAAUCUGCAGAUAGAGCAGCAGAAAAGGUACCAGCUCUAAAGGAACAGUUCAAGCAAUGCCAAGAUUCAUACGUUUCUAUUGUAAUGAAUCUCAAAGCUGCUGCUUCAGAACUCAAGUUAUCUCCAAUUAGUGCCAACUAUGAUACUAUGGUUUGUUUCGACCAAACAACCAGAGUAUAUAAUUUGAUUGGGAAAAACAAAGACUCGACUUCUAAGAGUCUCAUGGAGAUGACAAUGCAUAUGGAGAAACUCAUACAUCUUGCUGUUGGAGCCACCGAAGUUGUUGGAGGAAGAAAACACAAAAGAUGA
Capsella rubella is the source of this 561-nucleotide messenger RNA. RefSeq lists its product as uncharacterized. Lineage: Eukaryota; Viridiplantae; Streptophyta; Magnoliopsida; Brassicales; Brassicaceae. The transcript has 2 exons. The record is from RefSeq and is a predicted model, not a curated record. Gene Ontology annotation, molecular function: enzyme inhibitor activity. The coding region runs from base 1 to 561 and encodes 186 amino acids.